AACAAGUUGUUCGCAACAAAACUGAAAGACGUGAGGGGAGAGGACUAAAGUGAAGGAGCGGAGAAAGGAGAGGUAACCCAGCCGAGGCGACAUGUUUGGCAUGAUAAAGAAUUCUCUCUUCGGAAACACCGAGGAGACGGAGUAUAAACUGCUCAGCAGUGAGACUAAGGAUGGAGUUAGCUUUGAGGUGCGACGGUACGACGCUUCCAAAUUCGCUUCUGUCUCCUCUGAGGGACGAGCCUUUGACCAAGUGACGGGGGAGCUGGUGAGGAAGUUGCUUAUGUAUAUUGGCGGGAGCAACGAACAAGGUGAGGCGAUGGGCACGGCAGCUCCCAUCAUCAUCACCGUGUACCCUCGGAACGACGGCGUUCUGUCUCGCCGUCUGGUGGUCGGCAUCCGGAUUCCCAGCGUCUACCAGCAGAGUCCCCCCACUCCCACCGACAGUGCCAUCAAGAUCGAGGAGCGGCCCGGCAUGACAGUCUACGCGCUGCAGUUUGGAGGCUUUGCGGGGGAGAGCGAGUACCGAGCCGAGGCCUUGCGUUUGACCCGCACCCUGGGCGAGACGGCCCCCUUCCAGCGCAAGCAGUACUUCUGCUGCAGCUACGACCCACCGCUCAAGCCUUACGGACGCAGGAACGAAGUGUGGUUCCUCCAGGAUGAGCCGUAAUGGCCGCUCAGGAGGCCUGGAGACGAAUGACCGUAUCGCCACCAACAGUCCUGCAGCAGCAAAACCGGACAAUAUAGAGGUCGACAUGGGCGGAGUAGUGUUUUCUCAUUCUGUGAUCAAACUAU
This is a messenger RNA of Salarias fasciatus (jewelled blenny), 792 nucleotides long. Its product is annotated as heme-binding protein 1. The transcript has 4 exons. Gene Ontology annotation, molecular function: heme binding. The record is from RefSeq and is a predicted model, not a curated record. Bases 92 to 667 code for a protein of 191 amino acids. Lineage: Eukaryota; Metazoa; Chordata; Actinopteri; Blenniiformes; Blenniidae.